GACGUUACGCGAGCGGCCCGUGUUGGUUCCAGCUGACAGGCGGAGAGAGACACUGUGUGUGUGAGUGUGCGCGCGUGGAAGCGAGUGUGUGUGCGUGAAGGUAGGAACGGGAGGGAGCGCGAGAGAGGAGCAAAACAAGAGCCAUCAUCUAUCCGACUCGCGCUGGUUUUUAUUUUUUGAGGGGCAUCUCUUUAUUUUUUCCAUUUGACAUCUUUGAUCUCAUCUCAAACCGCAGAUUUAAGGGAUUUUAUUUUUCCUUCUUGGAGACUUCCCACCGCCGCAUUCCGACUGCGUUCUGCUGGUUCUGUUAUCUGCGCUCGUUGCAAGGGACCAGACAGCUGCCUUCGUCUCAGCGUUUGUUAUCUGUGCCACUGUUUAUUUCGCCCCUCAGGAGGGGAAUUCUCGCUGUCGACCCACCGGGACCGGAGCCAGCACCGAAACAGCUCCUCUGGGCUGAGUUUGAGGAGAAUCGGUGACAGCAGGCAACUCCUGGAGGCUCAGGCUGCCUGACAGGAUGAAUUAGAUCCGAUCACCAUGCAGCCACUUUGGAGAUAAGUCCCCCUUUUUGUUUCGUUUUUUUGAUUUUGCACAUUUUAUGCAGGAGACGAGCUGGAAGCGAGUUUUCAGGUGGAGAUCUUGUGCACGCCUCACCUGUCAGCGCUCCUUUUGACGGCGCACCCGUGAGCCACUAAGUGGAUUAUUUUUCAACAACACCGCUCCACCUACCCUCACCUACCUCCCCCACCCCUUUCACGCAUCCCUUAAGUGAUGUCAAGGCCUCUCACCCAGCUUUUGCCGCUCGAUAUUCCUGCCGGGGCCACCAGCCCACAGUUUGGGGGCAGUAACCCUGCUGGAAGUGGUCCCCAGAGUGGGCACCUAACCUCCAUGACCAACUUGAAGUCCCUGCUACAGGUGCCAAUAAAGGCCGAUCAGAGAGCCGCCAAGGACUGCUGUGAGAUGAAGGACAAAGACAAGCCUCUGGACUCUGAUGAAGACUCCAUGGGUUUAAACUCCGGAGGGCCCGGUGGGGUAGGAGGAACCCCAGCCUCCGGCCCGUUGCGACCCAACUCCCAGUCAGCUUUUCUGGGCCCACUGCUUUGGGAGAGAACCCUGCCAUGUGACGGAGGCCUGUUCCAGCUGCAGUACAUGGACCUGGAGGAGUUCCUGACUGAAAAUGGGAUGGGGAUGCAGAACGGACCCAGCUCUACCAGCGCCCAGAUCCCCUCCCAGAGUUCUCAGUCUGCCAUCCCCAACCAGAGUUCCCAGUGUCCACCCACAUCUCCACCCUGUUCCUCCUCUUCAUCCUCCAUGUCUUCUUCAUCCUCCUCCUCCUCGCUUCUUGGACUGGAGACUGUCCAGCCACAAGCACCACCACCUCAACAGCAGCAAAGCAUGAUGGGAGGACCAGAGUGUCUUCAGGGUGGGCAGGCGGUACCUCAGGACCCUUCACCCUCCUCCACCUGCCCCCCAGGGCCCCCUGCAGCUGUGGCCAAUGGCAGCAGUGACGUCAUGGUGAACUUUGACCCAGACCCGGCUGACCUGGCUCUGUCCAGUGUGCCGGGGCAGGAAGCAUUCGACCCGCGGCGGCAUUGCUUCUCAGACGAAGAGCUGAAACCUCAGCCUAUGAUCAAGAAGGCACGCAAGAUGCUUGUCCCCGAUGAGCAGAAGGAUGAGAAGUACUGGAGUCGGCGUUUGAAGAACAAUGAGGCUGCCAAGCGCUCGCGAGAUGCUCGGCGGUUGAAGGAGAACCAGAUUUCGGUGCGCGCCGCCUUCCUGGAGCGGGAAAACGCCGCACUUCGCCAGGAGGUGGCCGACAUGAGGAAAGAGCUGGGUCGCUGUAGGAACAUCAUCAACAAGUACGAGAGCCGGCACGGAGACUUGUGAAGCAGAGGGAUGCAGAAGAAGGGUAUAAGAAAACCCAACCACAGCACUUUAGUUGAAGUGGCAAGCAGGAGCGCUGGAGUAAACCUGCAGCAAGCGCUGUGUGACAUCGGGCGCAAACACGACAAGGACUGUGUUUUAGAGCACACACUGGGCUCCAGUUUGACUCUGUUGAUGCUGCUUCACAUAAAUGUACUCUACACACUGUUUCAUCACAUUUCCAUGCCUCGGCAGCUCCCCCCUCCCCUCGCUGCCAUGCUUACGCCUGGUGUUGCACUGCGUUUUUUGCAGGUAUUGCGUUCCAGCUGCUGCUCUGGCCAGUUCAAACAGGGAGUUGUAUUCACAAUAUGCCAGUGAAAAUCAACUUUUUAAAUUUGAGGCUUAUGGACACAAGCCAGAAGUCAGCUGGGUCAUUUUUUUUUCUAUAUUUCGGACAAAAUAACUUGUAUAUUUUUGAACCAGGCAGGAAGGGAAGAGUAGUCCAGCAAAGAGGAGAAGAAUGAGGAAGAAGAGGUACAGGGUUUUCAUCCAAAUUGCAAAGAGAUUUUGGAAAAAAGAAAUGCUUAUUGUAUAUUUUUCUAUUAGCAGAGAUAUUAUGGAGGUGGAUUUUGGAAAUAAUCUUUUGUAUAUUUUGUAUAUGGGUAGGGGUGGGGCUUUUAGCUGGACAGUAAACGGGGCCACGUAUAGCGUUUAUUUCUCUUAGAUGUUUAUUGCAAAACAACAAAGGAUCUAUUUUCAAAGUUACAGAGAUGGUUAGUCAGACGCAGAAGUGAAACAGAGAAUGUAUCAAGGAUGAAUCAGGUAUUUCAGUAACGAUUGUUUAUUGCAUGUUGAAAAGAGCUGGUUGAGUGAAAGGAGGACAAUAAUUGUAUAGAAAGAAAACUUUUUUGUUUGAUUUCCUUGUGAGGUCAUUUUGAGCACUUGAGUUGUUCUCUUCUAUUUAACUCUGUGUCUGACUUUAAAUAAUCACAGGGCUUUUAUUUUGAAGGCAAACAAGAAUAAAAAAACAGGAAGUGAGUAGCCAUCUUGGAUUUGAGCACAUGUUUGAGAAUAAAGAACACGAGGACCAUUUUUCCUGGCAGGUUUGCACUUAAUUUUCUCACGUGUACUCUCUAUUUAGUCCUUGAUCUUGUUCCAGGAGGACACUAACUGGUUUAGGGUUGAUUCGCCCAUAUGGAACUGAGACUGACUGAAACCGUUAGCAUGCAGACGCACAAACACAAAGGCAGGAACAGUCCUCGCGCUGGUUUUAAUCCUUAUUGUUGUCGGUGAUGUUGUUAUGGACUUAACUAUGGUGCUGAUCUGAUCCUCUACCUGACACACACACACACACACACACACACACACACACACACACACACACACACACACACACACACACACACACACACACACACACACACACACACACACCUCGAACGAAUAACUGAACUGCCUAUACAUUUCCUUUUUUGUUUCUUUUUUUUUUCUUGUAAAUUGUUUUGAAACAUCAUAUAAUGAUUUACACAAAAACACUUUUGUCCAUACUUCCUUUUCAAACUUUAACCAAUGAGAAAGAGAAAUGCACCCUACUUCUAUUGUACCAUACAACUGUACUAUUGAAUAUUAAAGUAUUCUUUCACUAGAUAUAUGUACGUGUAUACAAUAUAUGCUUGAAUUAUGUGAUUAUAGUUGUAACAUACAUAACUGAAUACAUAUAUUACAGAAAGAAAACUAUGGAUUAAUUUUAUUGGUUUUCUCUCAGGUGUUUUUGUCGCAUAAAAAAAUAAAAAGAAUUACACAGAUGCAAAAAAAAAACUUCUUUGAGAUCAGAACCCAAGUUUAUGUUUUUUCUGUCAUAUUUUGAAGGUAAAAGAAGUUAUGUUUUUCUUUUCCUUGUGUUGUUAUUUUUCAGUUUUAGCUGAAUUUUUGACCAAAUCACUAUAAUAUGAUCAUUCUCCAAAAUCCACUGAGCUCAGCUUCACAGUCUGCUAUGUCUGUCGAUCUUUGCAUUUAAAAUGUGAAAUGAAAGAGAAAAUGAUCUACUAUAACUUAUGAAUGCAACAUUAAAAAGCAAUACCACUGAUAGCCACUAGAUGGUGCUUUUAAACCUUUUGUCUACAAAAGACUUAUUUCGAAAAGCAUCAACUUCAAGAUUUGAGGCCAUGUACACACAUAGCCAUGUUUUUGUAAAACCAAAUAUCCUCCCCCACCCAUUUAGGAAAAAUAAACGUGGGUCUACACCACUUCGUUUUCAGCAAAAAAAUAAUAAUCCAGUGCAUUGUGAAGCAUGCCAAGCCUUUAGGUGGCAGUAGUUCCCCAAAUCAUCAACGCUUUUGCUGAAAAACAUUUAUUGGACAUUGAAUAAAUAGCUGGUGGGCAGUAGCUAUCCAUAAAUGGCCAUUAGACCGUUUUGGCUUGCUUUAACACCCCCUAAUGUCCAUUUUAAAUUACUGUCAUAAAAACAAACUGUUUUCCCCUCCCCCUCACUGCAGCCCAUGAUUUCAAAUCAGCCCAUUAAAGAAGCACAUGUUCAAUAAAUAUAAAAAAGUCAUAUCAACUAAGAAAACUAAAGCCAUAAAUUCCUGGAAGCACACUCUGACGUUCGCAUUUUGGCUAGUCCCAAUAUUAUCGACUAACAGAGUUCCUGGAAAUCAACAUGACAACAUAUUUAAACGUGAUUACAUUCACAGGGAAAGUACAAACAUGCAUAAACAAAACAAAAUAAACUUAUACUUUCACACACAUGAUUGUGAUCUCUGCAUCCAAUUUGAAUCCUUCAUUGUCUCUGAGCUCUCGCCAUUCACAAAAAACUUUCCCGAUGUUGACGCUUGUUUGACCCCUUUUUCGGCUGUACGAUUAUCAACGUCCACAAUCAAAUGCUGACAACAGAGAACUCACAAAUCUACUUUUUGGUCAGAGAUUUUGAAAUGAUCGUUUUUUUGUGCCAUUUAUCUUCAUUUUGGUGUGGAUGACAGGCCAAGUCACAGAAAAUAUAUUCAUUUUUUUGUCUGAAGGAGAUCCAGCUAUGUGUUCAAGGUCUAAACAGUUUUCCUCGUUUUUUUGGUCACUGGAAUGUUUGACAACAAUUUGAUCAUUUGAUAGUUAUUUAUUGUUUAUGGAACUAUUAGACAUUCCAUUCCACAUUAUCUAUCCAUCCAUCUUUCGAUCCAUCUAUUCAUUAGUCCAUUUUGUACAUCCUUUUGCUGGUUGUCCUUUCCAGCAUUCACUGGAAAUUCUUGUCAAAAAUCCUAUGAUCAGUGUUUGGGAACACGUUUGAGCCAUGCCUGCCGACUGUGUCUCACACAGGUCACUUUUGAACCACAUAGGAAAAUGUCCUCAUAGACUUCGGAAUUGUAUUGUAGUGUCAGGAAAUUUUAGAGAUCAUCAUAUAAUUAUUUUAAAUUAUUAUGAAACAACAGAAACAUCAGAAUGCAUAUGAAAGUAUUUCUAAAUGUUGUAAUGGUCCAUAAGGGAUUAUUGUGAGUCAUGUAGCCUAAUGUUACUGUUCCUUUAAGAGCGGCAGUGGCUGAAGAAUGAAACUGAAAGUUGGACAUUAUGAUAGUAGUUGCAAGUAAUAUUCUGAAUUGUUUUACACUCAUAGUUAUGCAAAAAAUCAUUUUACAAUUGUUUGAUUAAAAGUACCAAAUGUUAACUUUGGCUGCAAUAACUAACAAGUAUUGUUGGGGACUGAACAUUUUGAACAAAUGUUUAAAUUGGAGUUUAGUUCUUUUGCAUAUGUUAAAGUUGUAAAUAAAAUUUCUUGUUGCAAUUUAGUCACAUGUUUUAAUUAUGUCUUAACUUGUUAAAAGUUUCUUACUUCGUUGGAGAACAUCACGUUGUUUCCAUUUUAUUCAGUUGCAACUUAGUUUUAUACAUAAUCUAGGUUGUCAAAGUUUCCUUAUUUUCAAUCUUGACUAAAUUGAGAAGAAUUUCUGACAGAUUUAGGAUCUCUCUUUUGACUUGGUGACUAUUUUGAGAAAGCCAUAUUUUGUAAGGUCCAAAAUUCCAGCAGCACAACAAAAACGGCUAUGAGACUCAAAUCAAAAUGUAACACCAGACAACAAACAUUAUACAAUCUCUGACAAUAAACUAAAGGCUUUUCAUUUAACAUUAGGGAAAAUGUAUGUAGAAAAUCACAAAAAGUAAUAAAAUGAUGGAAUUAUCAGUUUUUCAACAAAUUCAAUCUGAUUUGAUAAGAACAGUGGUCAAAACUUUGGUUCAAAUGAUGUUUUAAUUUUAGAAUACAUAUUUACUGAAGAACUGGCUCAAAUGCAAAGGCUGACAAACCUAUCAGAUCAUCUUUUAGUUUCUGGUUUGGGAUGUUAUCAGAUGGUUUAAAAGAUAUUUCAGGUUCUAUUUAUUGAAAGGGGUCUAUUUUUUGUUUUCUACUAUAGAGUAAAAAAUGUUAUAGUUAUGGUUUCAUUUGUUUUAAUUUGAAUCAUUUCUUGUUGUCCGUUAGAGAUUUUGCGUAUUAAAUCCCAGAGUCAACUUUUAAUUCCUAUCUUGAUUCUCCCUUGUCUUCUAUUUGAAACCAGACAAAAACUUUUACAUUUAUUCUCUGUACGAUAUAUCUCUCUUUGCUAUAUUGGCAAACAGGGGAACACAUUUGUGUGCUUUAUUCUGAUACCUACAAUUCAGAAACUUUUUAACAGUGCUAUUUUUCUAUGUAAACGUGUUGUUGAGUGUGUUGCAACUUUUUCCUGUGGGCGUUGGAGGCUCACUCAUGUGGUGGCAGCCACAAGUCAGCUGCUUGCAGGUAAUACAGACAAUAAUAUUUGUGACAAUAACAAUAAUGUACACAGCCUUGUUAUUUCUUCUUCAACUUUGUGAAUUCUCGGCUAACUCCCCCUUGUUGUGUGAUUGACUGUUAUGAACUCUUAAGUCCGACAAAUGCAAAUCAACCGGGACUUCUCUCCAGUAUUUUGUGCGCUGUCCACAGGGAUGAUGGCAGAUGUGAUUUUCCCCCCUUUUCACCAAUAAAGGCUGAUUCUUAUUCACUGAAAAAUAA
Messenger RNA from Nothobranchius furzeri (turquoise killifish), 6871 nucleotides. It is a transcript of the gene dbpa, whose product is annotated as D site albumin promoter binding protein a. NCBI's taxonomy places the organism in Eukaryota, Metazoa, Chordata, Actinopteri, Cyprinodontiformes, Nothobranchiidae. Gene Ontology annotation, biological process: regulation of transcription by RNA polymerase II. Gene Ontology annotation, cellular component: nucleus. The record is from RefSeq and is a predicted model, not a curated record. Gene Ontology annotation, molecular function: DNA-binding transcription factor activity, RNA polymerase II-specific; RNA polymerase II cis-regulatory region sequence-specific DNA binding.